AUGGUCGCACAUAGCCUGCCCUCUCCUCCUGCGGAGGAUAACAAAUCAUCCACUUCCACAUCUCCUUCCACACUAUCAAGAAAAGCCAGUGGCUCAAGUACAAAGCCCAUCAAGGCCAACCACCGAACGUCUAAGCGUGCUGGAUCAAAUGCAGCUUCCAUGCACCACCACGAGCAAGUUACACAUGGCAUGGAUGGAAGACAUAAGCGCUGUGACGGAGAAUUCCCGUGUAAGAGAUGUAAGGAUGAUGGCCUUGUCUGCACGGCCGGCGUGCGCAAGAAGAUGGAGUACAAGCAGCUGCCUCGAGGAUACGCCGAGGUUCUCGAAAACACCCAGUUCGCCCUCAUCUCCACCGUCCACAAGCUUUACCAGAUGGUCAGGACCAACCAGCAGUGGGACCUUGGCGAGCCCGAGCUCAACGACCGUGGCCAGCCCGUGAUCCAUAACAUUGCUCAGAAGCUCGGCUGCAUUCGACCUAAUAGCGACAUCGACCUGCCCGUCCACUCCGUCUUCCCCGAGAACGAGCGUGACUUGAAGGAGCUUGCUCAGCAGCUGCAUGAUCACCACAACAACGCCGAUACACAGAACAAGGACAGAGAUGUGGAGAUGGAGCGGGAGUCUCCCCUGCCGUACAGGCGCACCGACCGCGCCUCGUCUUCGGAACUGGACCACUCCGACAUCGAGCUCGACUACCGACGAGCCGCCUUCGGCAGCCACAACCACCCGAUCACCAUGUCGCCGCAGAGCUACGCCGGCAGCACCGACUUCGAGUUUAGCCAAUCCGGACAGCCUGACCUCGAUGCCACAGCCUCGCUCUUCACCUCGCAGUCUCCCUCAAUGAACGUGUUCCCCGAUUGGGCCAUGAAGACGGCCUCCAGCGACAUGGCGACGAUGCAGUUCUUCCAGCAGAGCGCGAUGCAGGACCUCAGCGGAAUGGGCCCUUCACUGAUGGACGGCGGCUACGAAACGAUUAAGCCUCAGAUUCUUUCGACUUCGAAUCACGGUGUCAUGAUGGGCAUAAACGACCCGACACUGUAUAAUGGUUACGAU
This is a messenger RNA of Trichoderma virens Gv29-8, 1050 nucleotides long. RefSeq lists its product as uncharacterized. The annotation marks the transcript as partial. Gene Ontology annotation, molecular function: DNA-binding transcription factor activity, RNA polymerase II-specific; zinc ion binding. The record is from RefSeq and is a predicted model, not a curated record. NCBI's taxonomy places the organism in Eukaryota, Fungi, Ascomycota, Sordariomycetes, Hypocreales, Hypocreaceae. Gene Ontology annotation, biological process: regulation of DNA-templated transcription. The transcript is spliced from 3 exons.